UAUUAAAUUAGGAGGGGUUGGGGUGUCGUGAAUGGUAUGAGUAGAGAUAAUGGCCUAUGCUAGCAGACAUUUCUACAACCAUAUUCUUCUCAUCUUCCUUUCAUAGAUUCUUUCAAUCGUUGAUGUCCAUUAAUCCCACACUUCUUAUGUUCUUCUUUUCCCUCUUCAACUACAGCAGCAAAGUGUCAUGUUUAGUAAAUAAUAAGAUUACUUUGUUUUAAAAAUCAGCUCGAAAAUUCUGUUGAUAGAUCUCAACAGGGUGUUGUUACAGGUGAAGUUUGGGUCUGGGGGGUCAAACAAUAAAAUCCACAUGUUUAAUUGCUGUCUUGGUGCUUGAUUUUAGGAAUUUAAGGAUUUCCUGUCAGAUUCUUUUGGCUUGAGGAAGAUUAUGUUAGCUAAGUUUUUAUUGAUUUGAUAUCUAGUUUUGGAACCCUUUUGUUUUUCUGGACAUUUUGGCCUAGUCUUUUUCUUGUUCUGGGAUUUGGGUGGUGGUUAGAAAAUUGAAACUCAGAAUCUAGAGGGAUUCUUUCAUUCUCUCUCUUUCUCUUUUUCUUUUAUGGUAAUUGUGAAAAAUUUCCAUGGUCUUCCUCAAUUCAAGGUCCUAUAUCUUGCAUUUCUCAGUUAUUAGAGGGUGUAGUGCUGGAUAAGAUGGCAUCUUUUGUUUUUUUUCUUUCCCGCACGGUUACAACACCUUCUGUCUUGUAGUCAAUUUGGAGUUUGCUGGGUUUGUUUUUUUAAAUAUUUUAUUCUCUUAUCCCAAGGUUCUUGAGGUUUUCUGGUGAUGUUGGAUUUUACUAGACAGUUUUCUAUAGAUUUGACAAUGGGUCUCUCUCUUUUCUAGCUGGAAUUAACAAGCAAGUAAGACCCACUUUCAGGCUAAGGGGGGGGGGUUACUGUUUGCUUAGUUAGCUGGUAAUUGGUCACUGUUUCUUGGAUGAGUUUGCUCCAUGUAUUUGGGUUUGGUUUAAAGGUGGGGCAUCUGGUUUGGAUGUUAUGUUGCUGGAUAGCAUCUAUGAUUUUAAUGAACUGGUCCAUUAAUGGUGAAUUUAAGGACCCCAAGGCUGGUCUCCUUGGUGAUAGUGGUAGCAAGAUGUGGUUCAAAUGUUGGGAUGAAAUCUCAAAGUAUAGCUUCAAGAUCCACCAUCAGUACUACCAGUAUAUUGGUUCCAAGAGAGUUGGCAAGUCUUGGUCGAGAAAGCUCUUGUUUUCAUGGGUAAUUGGUUGGACCUUGGCUUCUAUUUGGAUCUUCUGUUGUAUGAGCUCUCAAGCUACCGAAAAGCGCAAGGAGAUGCUCGCUAGCAUGUGUGAUGAGAGAGCUAGGAUGUUGCAGGAUCAAUUUAAUGUCAGCAUGAACCAUAUCCAGGCUCUCUCUAUUUUGAUCUCAACUUUCCACCAUGGGAAAUACCCCUCUGCUAUUGAUCAGAGGACUUUUGCGAGGUACACAGAACGAACUGCUUUUGAGAGGCCCCUCACAAGUGGUGUGGCAUAUGCUGUAAGGGUGCUCCACUCUGAAAGGGAACAAUUUGAGAGGCAACAGGGCUGGACUAUUAAGAGGAUGGAUACCCUUGAACAAAAUCCAGUUCACAAGGAUGACUAUCAUCCCGACUUCUUGGAACCGUCGCCAAUUCAGGAAGAAUAUGCUCCUGUUAUCUUUGCCCAGGAUAGCGUUUCACAUGUGGUUUCUAUUGAUGUGCUGUCUGGAAAGGAGGAUCGUGAGAAUGUAUUGCAGGCAAGAAAAUCAGGAAAAGGGGUGCUCACAGCUCCUUUUAGAUUACUCAAAACAAAUCGUCUUGGAGUUAUUUUGACAUUUGCAGUAUACAAGAGGGAUCUUCCCUCAAAUGCAGCUCAUAAUGAGAGGAUUCAAGCAACUGACGGGUAUCUUGGUGGAGUGUUUGAUAUUGAGUCACUCGUCGAGAAGCUGCUACACCAGCUUGCAAGUAAACAAACAAUCCUGGUGAAUGUGUUGGACACAACUAAUCAGUCUUACCCGAUCAGUAUGUAUGGCUCUAAUGCAUCAAAUGAUGGGUUGGAGCAUGUCAGCCACCUUAAUUUUGGAGAUCCUUUCAGAAAGCAUGAGAUGCGCUGCAGGUUUAAACAAAAGCCACCAUUGCCAUGGUUAGCAAUAACUACUUCGAUUGGCAUCCUUGUAAUUGCAUUACUUGUUGGGCAUAUAUUCCAUGCAACUGUUAACCGAAUUGCCAAGGUGGAAGAUGAUUGCCUUAAGAUGAUGGAGCUCAAAAAACAGGCUGAGGCAGCUGAUGUUGCCAAAUCUCAGUUUCUUGCUACUGUUUCCCAUGAAAUCAGAACUCCAAUGAAUGGUGUUCUGGGAAUGUUGGAUAUGCUUAUGGACACGGAUUUAGAUGUUACGCAACUAGAUUAUGUCAGAACUGCACAAGCUAGUGGGAAGGCACUGGUUGCUCUCAUAAAUGAAGUUUUGGAUCAGGCUAAGAUUGAAUCUGGUAAGCUAGAGCUCGAGGAAGUGCAGUUUGAUCUACGAGCCAUCUUGGAUGAUGUGUUGUCACUAUUUUCUGGGAAGUCUCAGGACAAAGGAGUAGAGUUGGCUGUUUACAUCUCUGAUAGAGUCCCUGAUAUGCUAAUUGGUGAUCCUGGGAGAUUUAGACAAAUCAUCACCAAUCUUAUGGGAAACUCAAUAAAAUUCACUGAGAAAGGGCACAUCCUUGUUACAGUUCAUCUUGUGGAAGAGGUGAUUGAUUCUAUAGAAGUUGAGACAGAAUCUUCAUCAAAGAACACUUUGAGUGGUUUUCCUGUUGCAGAUAGACGCCAGAGCUGGAAAGGAUUUAGAACUUUCAGUCAAGAAGGAUCCAUGCAUCCUUUCUCUGACAGCAUUAAUCUUAUUGUAUCGGUUGAAGAUACAGGAGUAGGAAUCCCCCCAGAAGCACAGUCUCGUGUUUUCACUCCUUUUAUGCAAGUGGGCCCUUCUAUUUCCCGAACACAUGGUGGCACGGGCAUUGGACUAAGCAUAAGCAAGUGUUUGGUUGGUUUAAUGAAAGGAGAAAUUGGUUUUGUUAGCAUUCCUAAGAUUGGUUCCACUUUUACUUUUACUGCUGUUUUCACUAGUGGCUGCUCUAGCUCAAAGGAGUACAAAAGCCAGCAAAUCAACUGCCAGUCUAAUACUGUUUCCUCGGAGUUUCAUGGGAUGAGAGCAUUAGUUAUGGAUCCUAGACCUGUCCGUGCCAAGGUAUCAAAAUAUCAUAUCCAACGGCUGGGAAUUCAUGUUGAAGUAGUUUCUGAUUGGAAACAAGGUUUAUCUAGCAUAAGCAGGGCAAAUAAUGCAAUCCACAUGGUUCUCAUUGAACAAGAAGUUUGGGAUAGGGAUCUAAAGAGUUCAGGUCUUUUCAUGGAGAAAAUAGGGCCCGGUUCUCCUCCAAAGGUAUUCCUUUUGUCUAAUUCUAUCAAUUUUUCCAGAGGAAAUACUACUCCUGGUGCCUAUGGCUUGACCGUCAUCUCGAAGCCCUUGAGGGCUAGCAUGUUAGCAGCAUCUCUACAACGAGCCAUGGGCAUUGGGAGCAAAGGGAAUCCCUGUAAUGGAGAGUUACCUAGCUUGUCUCUUCGGAAUCUUCUUCUUGGGAGAAAAAUUCUAAUUAUCGAUGACAACAAUGUCAACCUGAAAGUUGCUGGUGGUGCACUGAAAAAAUACGGAGCUGAUGUGGUUAGUGCAACAAGAGGAAUAAAGGCUAUUGAACUGCUGACACCACCUCACCACUUUGAUGCCUGUUUCAUGGAUAUCCAAAUGCCAGAAAUGGAUGGAUUUGAAGCUACGAGGAUAAUUCGGGAUGUGGAACAGAAUAUCAAUAAUCAUAUUAAAUUUGGAGAAAUUUCAGUGGAUGAUUACAACAAUGUUUCAAACUGGCAUGUACCCAUUUUGGCUAUGACAGCAGAUGUUAUCCAAGCUACACACGAGGAAUGCCUACGGUGUGGAAUGGAUGGAUAUGUGUCAAAACCAUUCGAAGCUGAGCAGUUAUACCGGGAAGUUUCACGAUUUUUCCAUUAGGCAUUAUUAGAUCAGAAACUGUUGGAAGAACAUCUGCUCAUGACUUGGCAUGGGCACUAAUGGGACUGCCUGUACUUUGGCAUUCUUUGCGAUACCUCAAUAAAUUCAGAUUAUUCCCAACAGGAAAUAUUUGUUUUUGUUGCAGAGUGUACAUAGAAUCAUGCUUGAAUAUAGGGAUUGAGUUUUCUUGUAGUUUUACAAUUAAGAUGGCAAAGCCUGUUGAUCCUUUUGUUUUGAUUUGUAAAGUUGGUCAUUCCAAUUCCAAGUCCUUUUCAGCAGGGUUGGUAAAUUGAGAUAUCUGUGCAGUAAGAACUAAUUGACUUGGGGUUAAAAAGCAGUUUGCUAAUGGAAAUGGAGGGAAGAAAUCCAAUUCCAAUUCCUGGAGUGUGUUCAUAGAAAAUUGCAGCAAUCCUCGUUGUGUUAGUAAUAAAAACUCCUGCAAAAUUAAAGCUGUUUUCUCUGAACAUUAUUUAUUGUAUCAUAGUGAUCAAAUUGAAUUGAAAGAAUUGAAGAUUGCUUGCUUCUCAGCUACUGAAGGGGAGAUUGCACCCUUGUAAAUUAACCUUGUAUUCAUAAUGAUUGAUUACUCCUUUUCCUUUUUGUUAA
Gossypium raimondii (Peruvian cotton) is the source of this 4618-nucleotide messenger RNA. Its product is annotated as histidine kinase 3. The transcript has 11 exons. Lineage: Eukaryota; Viridiplantae; Streptophyta; Magnoliopsida; Malvales; Malvaceae. The coding region runs from base 935 to 4012 and encodes 1025 amino acids. The record is from RefSeq and is a predicted model, not a curated record. Gene Ontology annotation, biological process: phosphorylation; phosphorelay signal transduction system. Gene Ontology annotation, molecular function: phosphorelay sensor kinase activity.